Molecule: messenger RNA, 1551 nt
Organism: Betta splendens (Siamese fighting fish)
Lineage: Eukaryota; Metazoa; Chordata; Actinopteri; Anabantiformes; Osphronemidae
Product: keratin, type I cytoskeletal 19-like
Exons: 8
Coding region: 82-1320 (412 amino acids)
Molecular function (GO): structural molecule activity
Source: RefSeq, a predicted model, not a curated record
CAGCAAACUCCACAGUCCUGCCGUAGCGCACCUCUGCAUAACGGUCUCCUCUCCUCGCGUCCUCUCUCGCUCUCCGGAACCAUGUUUCCUCGCAGCAGCGUCAACAUCGGCGGCCCCACCGUGAUCCGGCAGAGCCACAGCUACAGAACCAGCUCGGCGCCCCAGAAGGCCCUCAGCCUGUCCGGGCUCAGCCUCGGCGGCCCCCGCAUCUCCUCCACCAGCGUGCGCACCGUCUCCUCCGGCUACGGCGGCGGCUACGGCGGCGGCAGCAUGGGCGGGGGCUUCGACCUGUCCAGCGCCCUGGACCACAGCAGCGUGCACCAGAACGAGAAGGCCACCAUGCAGAACCUCAACGACCGCCUGGCCUCCUACCUGGAGAAGGUGCGCUCCCUGGAGGCGGCCAACGCCAAGCUGGAGAAGCAGAUCAGGGAGUACUACGAGCAGAAGGGCCCGGCGGCGGAGCGGGACUACAGCAAGUACUGGGCCAUCAUCAACGACCUGAAGGACAAGAUCGCUGCUGCCACCAUUGGCAACGCCAACAUCCUGCUCCAGAUUGACAACUCCAAACUGGCCGCAGACGACUUCAGAACCAAGUUCGAGCAUGAGCUGCUGAUGCGCCAGUCGGUGGAGGCCGACAUCGCCAACCUGCGCCGGCUCCUGGACCAGACCACCCUCACGAAGGCCGACCUGGAGAUGCAGAUCGAAGGCCUGCAGGACGAGCUGGCCUACCUCAAGAAGAACCACGCAGAGGAGCUGGCAGCGCUGCGCUCUCAGCUCACUGGCACCGUCAACGUGGAGGUGGACGCCGCACCCCAGCAGGACCUCAACAAGGUUCUGGAGGAAAUGCGGGCCCAGUAUGAAGCACUUACAGACAAACAUCGUCGCGCGCAAGAGACCUGGUUUAAUGAGAAGUCGGCGACGCUGUCCAAAGAGGUGGCCGUCAGCACAGAGUCCAUCCAGACGUCCAAGACAGAAAUCGGCGACCUGCGGCGCACGCUGCAGGGCCUGGAGAUCGAGCUCCAGUCUCAGCUGAGCAUGAAAUCGGCCCUGGACAACACGCUGGCCGAGACGGAGGCGCGUUACAGCGCCAUGCUCGCGCGCUACCAGGACACCAUCAACAUGCUGGAGGCGGAGCUCGCCAACAUGCGCGGCAGCAUCGAGCAGCAGGGCCAGGAGUACCGGCUGCUGCUGGACGUCAAGACCCGGCUGGAGCACGAGAUCGCCACCUACAGGUCGCUGCUGGAGACGGAGGAGUCCAGACCCGCGGUUCACGGGAGCUCAACGACCAAAGUCACCACCACCACCACCGUGCGCAGUUAGGACGCCCAGCUGGCAGGACGAGCCGGUCCCGGACGCACGCGCACGCCCACUGAUAAAAGCUGUUACAUGACACGAGGCGAAGCCGAGCCCGGAGAUUACUGAAGGCGCUGAGAAAGUUGGAUGGAGGGAGCGACGUUUGCAGGAGAACGUGGAAGGCCGUGUGCGAGUGUGUGCGUGCGCGCGGGUCCGCGUGCGCGCGACCUGUCUGAAAAAUAAAUCUGCUGGUGAAGA